AUGCUCAGUACACUCAACUUGUCGCGACAUCGAGAAACAAUCUUUCACAGACACUAUCGUGAGGCACUGGUUGCACCGACCAUCGAUCGUUACAUCUUGGAUUCAUCGUUUCUAGUCAGGCCAGAUUUCAGUAUGGGGUUCCGUCAUUUCACUGCCGUAUUGGCAACAUCAGCACUUGUUUUUCAAGUCGAAGCGCGCCAUGUACUGAAGGGAGCACCGUACAGACACGAAGCAGUCGAGCUCGAUCGAAGACAAGGAGGACCAUUGAUUCCAGUUUCACAAGAGCCAGCAGCAGUGGUGGCGACCACACCUCCACCGAUCCUUACAUUCGUUACGCCAUCGCCUGGAGCAUCGCCUGUAGCCGUGACAGAGCAGAGCCAACUCGUGGACUCCUUCGUACCGCAAUUCACACUAUGCGAUCUGCCACCUCAGGCAGUCUAUCCCGUCACCCCUUUGCCUUCGAUUACCACCAUGAGCGCACCUUGGAGAAACAACUCAAUCUCGAUACCACCAGGUAACGGAACAUGCACCACCAUCUACAGCCCGACUCAGACCAUGGUCUGCACCACAACGUUGACUGGGCUUGUCACUAAAUACACAGUCAGCCACUGUAGCCAAGACAUCACCUUUUCGACAGAGUAUGGUGCUGUGCUUGCGUCGCCAACAGUGACUGCUGAAGCCGCCUCUGGUGCGAUUGGAAGUGCCUUGGUCACGCCAGCGCCGACACUCCAGCGGUUGACCACAUACUAUCUCGCGCCAUGGCAAGCCGUCACCGCCGGCAUUGCCCCCGAAGAAGUCGCGCUCAAAGUGUGCGCAACAUACGCCAACGGCACAGAGGAGUGCAUCAGACAGUAUGAGGUCUGGCACACGUCGCUUAUUACUUCGACGGCCACUACAACCACAUCGGUCAAUAUCUCAACCACGAUUCACGGCCUCUCGCAACUUAUUGUCGAGACUUUUGUCGCCAAUGUCACGGCGCAAGUGACGACUUUCAGCAUGGCCACCAACAUGGAGCUCGAGUACAAGACGGAGAUUGAGACGACCGAAAGAGAGACUGCUACACCCACUACUGCGCCCACAAGCUAUAUGACCGUGACUCUCGAGAAUGCGACACCAAGCAGCAGCGGUGAUACAACCAUGACUAGAACAUCGACCAUCCGACUGACUCGCAGCACAACCGUAUACGUUGGUACGAGCACUUCCACUGUGCCCGAUGGAGUUCUACCCACACCAGCCGCAGACGCAGAGGAUGGCGCCUUCCCAACGCCGACUGAAUCUGUAGACUGGGUUGACUUGCUCGGUAUACCAGCCGCGAGGAAGGAGUAG
This is a messenger RNA of Fulvia fulva, 1326 nucleotides long. RefSeq lists its product as uncharacterized. The record is from RefSeq and is a predicted model, not a curated record. NCBI's taxonomy places the organism in Eukaryota, Fungi, Ascomycota, Dothideomycetes, Mycosphaerellales, Mycosphaerellaceae. The coding region runs from base 1 to 1326 and encodes 441 amino acids. The transcript has 3 exons.